AUGUCUGUUAUAUUCGAUUAGUUAGAUGUAUGCUUAUUAAUGAAUACUUUAGAAUAUCUAAUCACUUAGAUUUAAAUUUACUUAAGCAAUCAAGUUAGGAGUCUCACUAUAUUACAUUCAAAAUUGUAACUUAAAAAGGCUUGUAAUUACCGACAAUUAAAUUGCAUAAUAUAAUGAAUCAGAAGCUAUACAUGUUUUAUAAAAUGCAUCUCAGAUAUGUUCUGAUGGUAAAACUUUGUUUUGUUUGGAGAGUAUAAAAUUAUGACAAUUUUUAAGAUAAUGGUGACCUUUAUUAAAUUGAUUAAUAACCCAAACUGCUGGUCUCUGCUAAGAACUAUAUUACUAUCACGCCCACUACUGCUAUUGAUCAUUCUGGCCGAGGUUUUUACUGGAAAAAUAAUAAACCUAUUUAUUCUCAUUGUAAACAUAUUAGUACAUAUCAAGAUAAAAUGACUUUAAUCACAAGUAUCAAUCUUAUUUCAUUUUAUUAGUUGGAGGGAAGAUUUUCAAUAUUGAAAAUAAUACACAAAUUCCUAUCUAAUAAUUAAAUGGAUUGGGAAUUAAUGGAUAUUUUAAAAAAUCUCUACUGUUUUAAUUUGGAGGAAUUGCUAUUACAGAAAAUGGUGAUGCAUAUUGUUAUAAUAGUAAAAUGAUUAAAAUUAAAAUAUCCAAUUUAUAGGAUAUUUAAGCGAGCAAUAGAUUUAUUUUUGGAAUCUAAGGAAAAUAUAUUUUAUAAUGGAAUCUAGAUGAUUUUUAAAAUCAUUAAUUUUUUGUCAAUUAAACUUUAUUUAAAAAAAUGAAUUAUGGUCACGAAAUACAAAUUAAUUAUAAAAAAAAAGAAUUUGAAGAGGUUAAAUAUAUUUUCUCAGAUUAAUUUUCAUUAUUUUGUUGUGCCUCCAUUAAAUCAAUUUUUAAAUAAAAUUAGAAUGAAUAAUCUAUUUCAGCUAUUGAAAAAACUUUUUGUCGAAGCACUGUUUAAAAUUUAAAAUAAUAAUUAUUUGAUCAAUGGGAUCCUCCUUCAAAAAAAAAAAAUUAGGAAAUCAGAUAACCUAGACAACUUAGAGGAGAAAGAACAGAAAGAUCAGAAACAAGCAAUCGAUAAACUGAUAGAAUAGAAAAAAAAGAUGAUACUUCCUAAUAACGUUAAGAAUAAAGCCAUCGAUAAUCCAAUAAUAAUAUACUUGAUGUUUUAUUUGAUCGAUCCAAUAAAGAGGAAAAUUUUGUAAAAAAAGAUUAGGAACAAAUUGUCUUAUAAAUUGAUCCAAAUUUUAGUUUUAAAAAUAGUUUAAAAAAGUAAACUGAAAUAUUAGCUCCUCUCGAAAUUUCAAAAUUAAAUUUGAAUGAUAAUAUUUCAAAAUCCGAAAAGUCUUUAUUAUCUAACAAAUAAAAUGCUUAAAUAACUUAAGUAGAAUAAAUUAAGUUAUAAUAAUAGGAACAGAAAUAAUAAAAACUUGAGCCCUCAGUUGAUUAAAAAUAAUAAUAAAAAAUCAAGGUUUAAAGUAAGGAAGAGGAAUAAAUUUUAUGCAAUUAAAAGGAAUAAUAAUUAAAAUAAAAUAUAGAAUAAUAAUAAUAGAUUGAAUAAUAAUAAAAACUUGAAGAAUAAUAAAAAAUAGAAUAAUAAUAAAAAUUUGAAAAACAAUAAAAAGCAGAAUAAUAAUAAUAAUAAUAGUAGCAAUAAUAAUUAAAUUCUAUUAAUUUGCCCAAAAAAGGCACUGACGAAAUUAAGUAACCAUCUAAACUAUUAGAAUAAUACAAAAAAUAAUUCGAUUUAAUUUUAUAAUCAAAUUAUGAAUAGACAAUUAAAAAUUAAGAAUAAAUGUAGAAUAAUUAAAUGAACAAAUUAAAUUAUUAAGAAAAUCUUAGCACUUAAUAAAAUAUAAUUAGCUAAAAAUUAUCAUAAAUUAGAGAGAUAUAUGAUUAACCAAAAUUUAAGACUUAAAAUAAUAGCUUAUAUACUUUAGAUGAAGAAAGUUCAGUUGAAUAAAGUAUGUGUUUUGAAGAAGAAGAAAAAGGUAGAUUAUAAUUAAAAAGAUAAGCAUUAUAAAUUUAAGAUGUAUUUGAUAAUAAACCUGAGUGUAAGCCAGCAUCAAAAAAAUAAUAAUAGUUUUCAAUAAAAGAUUUUUAGUCUUAAACAUUAUCUUAAGAAAAUUAAAUAUAAUCUCCACAAAUUUACGCAGCUGAAUUAUAAUUACCUCCUAUUUAAUCAACAUUAAAUAAUUUCUUUAGUAAAUUAUAAUCAAAACCAGAAAAAUCAAUAGAUGAAGUUCUCAAUUUAUAAACAUAAAAAGAAGAAAUCUUAGAUAAUAUUCAAUAACCAAGUCUUAAAGAAUAAACAUCUAGUGUUGAGGUAAAGGAAAACAAAAAAAUAAAAUCUUUCUUAAAACCUGAAUAAAUGUAAUAGCAAAAAUAAAAAAAUACAGUUGAGGUAAUGGAUUAAUAAUCAGUUAUUGAUUAUUAAAAUAAUAGCGACUUUAUAGAUUAAUAACAAGAUAGUUUCAUGUAGAUUUUAUAAACUGAAAAAAAAUAAUAAGAAUGCAAUAAGAUAUAAAAUAUAAUGUCAAUUUUUGAUUAAAUUCAAAUAUAACCAAAAAGAAAAAGUCCUCCUAAAUUGAGUUUGUUUAAAAAACAAGAUUAAGAAAAUAAGUUUAAAAAAAUUGAUAUUAUAUAAGAUUCAGAUGGAUAAUUAGAUGAAAAUUUAGCAGAAAUAAAAAAAAUUCUCAUAGAAAAGAACCAAAAAAUAAUAGAAAAAAAGUAAUCUCCUUCAAAAAGCAUAAUUAAAUUACAUAAAACUUUAGUUACAUUUUCUGAAGAUAUUUCACAGGAAGAGGUUGAAGAUAGAGUGAUGUAAAUUGUAAAAAUAGAUUAAAAUCUAUAAACUAUUAAUAACAAGCCUUCUCCAAUAAAAUCUAAAUCUCCAUUUAAAGACAAUAAUAUUUCAUCUAGUAAAAACAAUUCUCUUUAAUUAAGCGAAUAGAAAGCCUUGAUUAAGAUUAAUUAAAAUGCUGAUAUAAAACAACAUAGUUUUGAUAUUAAAAUUCCAGUUAAUCAACUUGAACAGAAAUAGGGAUUAUCACAUGUGAAGGCUUAACAAUUAAAUUGUAAUACAUAAAGGCCAGAAAAAAUAUAUACACCUUUAAGAAGCAGAAGAAAUAGUUCUGCAAGAGGAUCAAGUAUUGAAACUAAUAGAUUUAAAUAGUUACAGAUUGAAACUUAAAUAGUGGUCCCAGGAAUUUAGAGUUAAACUCCUUAAAUAAAUAAUUUUGAAAUUUUAGAUUUAAGUAAUGCAAUGUAUCAUAUUGAUUUAACUCUCAUGGAAGAAAGUACAAAACAUACUCCAGUUGCUUAGAUUAUUAAUGUACUUAAUAAAAAUUAACAAUCUAAUUAAAAAACUCUUAAAGAACCUCAAUUAAUUAGAGUUUCAUCAACCUCUUAAAUUCCACCUUCUCUAAGAACUAAUAGCGUUGGACCAAUAAGUAAAAAAACAGAGGCAUCUCCUAUCAAAGUUUAAAGAAAUGCUAAAAAUACAUAAUCUUCAAAAAGUGUUAAUGAUGAAACAAUUAAUUUGAAAAAAAAAAAAUAAGAUAUUAUUUUAAGGAAAUUAUUCUUUAGAUUGGAUAUUCAGCUUAAACUUAUAAAAUUAGAGUUUAUGUUUAACAUGAAACAGAAAAUCACAAAAUGA
Paramecium sonneborni is the source of this 3679-nucleotide messenger RNA. The record is from the annotation of a GenBank genome assembly. Lineage: Eukaryota; Ciliophora; Oligohymenophorea; Peniculida; Parameciidae.